GUCAAAUUUUGCCGCCCCUAAAAAGUAAUUUUGCCGCCCCCCUACUCUACGCUACUGUUUACGCAGGCCGCAAAUGAGGAUCGCGAGACUGAAAAUAUGUGCAAGAAUCGCAAUUUACUACGAUGUCGAAAACACACUCUUUUUCGAAACAUCGCCUAUUACGACGGCUUUAAAAAAGCCGAAUAAUAAAGGCAUUUUGAUAUUUAUACCGCCAUGACGUCAGCACCACCACAUGCAUUUUUCGAACCGUCUCUAUUCUAACUCCUAUCCCCACACCGGAGUGACGUGGCUUUUUAAUCUUUAUUAUACACGCGUCAGAUUCUGAAAUUAUAAUUUUAAAAAAUCCAAAAUUCUUCAUUAAAUUCCAGCUCUUUUUAACGCGUAACAAACGAAUUCAACAAUUGAUGUUGUUGUUGUUGUUGCGUAGUUUUGCUCUUGGACGAAGAGUGCGAUUUGGAAAGCGAUUCGAAGAUGUUUUUUGAUGGUAGAGAGUAUCGACCCCUGCCCCAUCUUCCUGGGGAGGGAUUGGAUGUGGAUGUGCGAAGAUUCGCCAGUCCACAAAAUUUGGAUUAUGUUAAGUUUCGAGGCAGAAAGUUGAAGAAAGGCCUCUCGAAGCAGUACGAACCCUCGACCGGUGCUUUCGAAGGUUUGGACGUUUUUGAAAAUAGCAUCAAGCCUGCUUAUAGAAAAGCUGUGAUGAAGGUUCGACCAAUCUGUCAGACGGCCUGCCAACGUUUUAACAGUGAGAGAUUGGUCGAAGAUGUGGAGGAUGAUGGAGUGAACAAUAGAGAGAUUCCUCCACGAAGCAACAAAGAGAACGAAGACUCGGAAGAGCACGAAGAUUGCGUGCAAGAUAAUCUUGGCCAUUCCAGGGGUAGAAAUACAUUGAAGAAAGUCGGGUCGUUCUUUAAGAGCAUGUGGAAACCCGUUAAGAGAUCCGUGCAGAAGGUGUGUAAAAUGGCGAGAAGUGGAGAAUGCGAGUACGUUCGGUUCGAGUAAGGAUCUCUUUGCUUCCAACUGUCAAAUUCGACAAUAAGAUCUGCUCUGUGAUUUGCUGGAUCUGGGCAGAGUUGGCUAAUUAUAUGGUUUUUUCUGCAAACCAUCGAUGACUUCUCCUGAUUUUGACAUCCCGAUUGCGUCAAUGCCAAGUUCGAUUAUGACUUCCCAAUUUUGACUUUAUCCCGGCUGUGUCUCCUUAUUAUUGUCUUUUAGUCAAUUAUCAUUUACCCGAAUUGGUCUACACGAAUUUGGACUCCCGAUUUAUGUCUACUUCACGAAUCUGGACUCUCCCGAAUUACGUCUACCCCGAAUUUGACUCCUCAAUUGUGCCUGUACUCGAAUUGGACUCUCCCGAAUUGUGUCAAACCCGGAUUUGACUCAUGAAUGGUGUCUGCACUCGAAUAUGGACGCUCCCGAAUUACGUCUACCCCUAAUUUGAUUCAUAAAUGGUGUCUAAACUCGAAUCUGGACUCACCCGAAUUACGUCUAUCUCGAAUUUGACUUCAGAAUCCUCUCUAUAUUGAAAUUUGGACUCUUCCGGCUUGUGUCUGUGCUCAAAUUUGACUCCCAAUUUUUGUUAUUCCUGGAACUUGGACUCUCCGGAAUUGUGUUUUAAUUUGUUAUUGGAACGACACGCUCAACAAAUUGAUAUUUGUUAUUCAGACACUAGUAAAAGGAUUAAUUGCAAAACAAAUUUUUUAUACAUAAAACGUUUGAUAAAUUAAUUGAUUAUUAAUAUAUUAAUUAAUAAUUUUAAUCUCAAUUAUAAAUUGUUGUAUAUUUAUAUUUGUAAAACAUUAAUAGUAAUUGUUACGGCCUAAUUAAGGCAUCCAAGCGAUAGUCGAGA
Molecule: messenger RNA, 1846 nt
Organism: Centruroides sculpturatus (bark scorpion)
Lineage: Eukaryota; Metazoa; Arthropoda; Arachnida; Scorpiones; Buthidae
Exons: 5
Coding region: 472-999 (175 amino acids)
Source: RefSeq, a predicted model, not a curated record